Molecule: messenger RNA, 333 nt
Organism: Microthlaspi erraticum
Lineage: Eukaryota; Viridiplantae; Streptophyta; Magnoliopsida; Brassicales; Brassicaceae
Source: the annotation of a GenBank genome assembly
AUGCUGAAAAUGAGACUUAUGACAUUGGCCGCCGCUGAACUUUCCCGACGUGGGCCUCUUGGAGACGGCCGAGCUUGGUGGACGCCGUGGAGGAGUGAAAUCUCUUCUCUGUCGCUUAUAAAAACGGCGAUUACUUCAGGUACUUGGCCGAGUUUAAGAUCGGCGCCAAGAGAGAAGCCGCCGCCGAUAGCACCCUCUCUGCCUACGAGUCUGCUCAGUGUGGAAUACAAUCUGUCGUAUGUGUAUCACGCUAUGUAUGCUUACUUCGAUCGGGAUAACAUCGCUCUCAAGGGUCUUGCCAAAUUCUUUAAGGAAUCGAGUGUGGAAGAAUGA